AAUACAGGCAGGAGAUAGAAGCACUAAGUACAGGAGACACAAGGGAGCAAAGGAAUAACUGAGAUACAGCUGACAGAGCAACCCGGUUAGGACGGGGCAGGACAACAAGUGCAGGACACUCAGACACAGCAGCAUCUGUAACAGCCUCUGAAGUCCCCAAUGUGGGGAAUGAAGCCUGGAUCCCUGGGUAUUGUGCUCCUGCUAUUCAUCUUCCUGCAGACCAAAGAAGGGCUGACAGAAUGGACUCAAUGCAGGUUUGGGUUCACAGAAGAGAGAUACAUUUUUCUGGUGCCAAAGAAUGUGGAGCAGGGACAAGUCCUGGGCAAAGUGGGAAUGAAUGGGUGCGAUUCGCUGCCGGAGAUACGAUAUGUUUCUGAGGAUGCAGAUUUUAAAGUCCAGGAAGAUGGCAUAGUGUUGGCAAAGCAUCAUAUCAAGCUGCAUAAACCCAAAAGAAGCUUCCGUAUUGAUGCUUGGGAGGGCAGAGGUUUUAUUCAAUCUGCUGUUGUUACUUUGCAGAGAGAAAAUCACCACCAUGAAAAACAGGAUCAUUCAGGGUCUGACAAUCAUGCUGGACAUCUCCAUAAACCUAAACAUGGGUUAAAAAGACAGAAGAGAGAUUGGGUCAUUCCUCCUAUGUCAGUUCCUGAGAAUGAAAGAGGUCCAUUUCCCAAAAAUAUAGUACAGAUUAAGUCCAGUAGAGCUAAGGAGAUCAAGGUGUACUAUAGCAUCACUGGACAGGGAGCUGAUACCCCACCUGUUGGAGUUUUCGCAAUCGAUAGGGAAACUGGUUGGCUUAAGGUGAACAAACCACUGGACAGAGAAGACAUUGAUUAUUACACUCUGUUUUCCCAUGCGGUGUCAAUAAAUGGAGAAAAAGUGGAAGAUCCUAUGGAGAUUAUCAUAAAAGUGACUGAUCAGAAUGAUAACCCCCCAGUGUUUACAGAGGUGGUAUUUGAAGGUUCUGUGCCUGAGGGAUCUCGACCAGGUACUCCUGUGAUGACAGUAACCGCAACCGAUGCUGAUGAUGCUAUUGACACUUACAACGGCGUGAUCACUUAUUCUAUUGUUGACCAGGAACCAAAGGAGCCUACUAACCAGAUGUUCACAAUUAAUGCAGACACUGGACUUAUUAGUGUUAUUGCAACAGGGCUAGACCGAGAGAAAUAUCCAGAGUACACUUUGACUUUAAAAGCUACAGAUUUACAAGGUGCCGGGCUUGCUGCUACUGGAAAAGCCGUAAUCAAAGUUACAGACACCAAUGACAAUCCACCUAUAUUUAACCCAACAACUUAUACUGCAACUGUCCCGGAAAAUGAUGUGGGCUAUGAAGUUGAGCGCUUGACAUGCACAGAUGAAGAUAUCGUGGGUUCGGAUGCCUGGAAAGCUGUGUAUAGGAUUAUAAGGGGAAACGAGGCAAACUUUUUUGCUGUCACAACAGUUGAAGACAACAACGGUCUUUUAAAAACCAUCAAGCCAUUGGAUUUUGAGGUGAAGAGCCAGUACAUACUCUCUAUCACUGUGACAAACGUUGCAAAUUUUUCGGUACCACUGACAACCUCUACUGCAACGGUAACUGUGAUGGUGCAGGAUGUUAAUGAAGCCCCUAUAUUUGACCCAGCGGUAAAAAGAGUUAAUGUUAAUGAGGAUCUGCCCAGUGGUCAAAUAGUUGCUUCCUAUACAGCUACGGACCCAGAUAAGACAAAUCAGAAUAUAACUUAUAGCAUUGGGAAUGACCCAGCCAACUGGCUUUCUGUGAACCCGAGGAAUGGAAUUAUUACAGGAAAUGGUCAAUUGGAUCGGGAAUCGCUGUUUGUGCAGAAUAGCACUUACACAGCAAUAAUCAUAGCUACUGACAGUGGUGUUCCUCAAGCCACUGGUACCGGAACUCUCAUAGUUACCCUUCUUGAUGUGAAUGAUAACGCCCCACAGUUGAAACCUGAAGUUGUUUUGUUUUGCCAGAAGAAUCCAGAACCUUUUAUCGUUGACAUCAUUGACAAAGAUUUACCUCCAAAUACUGGCCCAUUUGUUUCAGAACUUUUGCGUAGUUCCCGUGAAAACUGGACAGCACAGGUGGUUGAAAACACCCUUAAGAUUUCCCCUUUAAAGAAUAUGGAUAUUGGUGAUUAUCCCAUUAACAUCAAAAUGAAAGACAACAUGGGGCUAGUGGCUGACAUAGAACUAAGUGCACGUGUGUGUUACUGUGAAGGAAGUGACAUCACCUGUGAUGAAAAAGCCAUUGCAGUUGGAGGUCUGGGUGUUCCUGCUAUCAUAGGGAUCCUGGUGGGAAUCCUAGCAUUGCUAAUAUUGUUGUUGCUGCUCUUACUGUUUAUGAGGCGCAAGAAGGUGGUGAAAGAACCUUUACUCCCCCCAGAAGAUGAGACUCGAGAUAAUGUGUAUUGUUAUGAUGAAGAAGGUGGUGGUGAGGAAGACCAGGAUUUUGAUCUAAGUCAACUUCACCGAGGCCUCGAUGCUCGUCCAGAUGUCAUACGUAACGACGUUGCGCCACCGCAUUUAGCUGCUCCUCAAUACCGGCCGCGCCCUGCUAAUCCAGAUGAAAUUGGGAAUUUUAUUGAUGAGAAUCUAAAGGCAGCAGACAAUGACCCCACAGCUCCUCCUUAUGACUCCCUCCUUGUGUUUGACUAUGAAGGAAGUGCCUCAGAGGCUGCCUCGCUCAGUACCUUGAAUUCUUCCAGUUCUGAUGGAGACCAGGAUUACACUGCACUAAAUGACUGGGGCCCACGUUUUCAUAAACUGGCUGACAUGUAUGGAGGGGAUGAGGAUUAGAAUGAGAUACGUUUAACUACAUCUGUACGGUUUUUAAAUCCUAAGAGGCAAUGGAGUAGAAUGACAUAAUGUAAAUAUUCAUCGUGUUGACUGAACCUGAUGACAGCUACGAUGGUGCAAGAAAUGUGAACAGACAGAAGACUAUUUUUUAUUGUACUGUACCAAAUACGUUUUUACAGUUUUGUACCCCUUGUGCUAUAUUCUCUAAAAUACAAUUUGCCAAAAGCUGUUGCUUUUUUAUUUUUCGUACUGAAAAACGUGUUUGCGGUUUAGAACAUAUAAAGUUUUUUUUAAAACGUAAAUUAUUUUAAGUGCUGAAUCAGUCUAUUCUCAGGAUUAUUAUGUUAAAGGGACAUUCUAGUGUAAAAAAUAAAUACAUUUAAUUAGAGAAUAUAAAAACAAAAUCAUCAGGUUACUAUGUGUUUAACCCUGCAAAGGGCUCAUAUACAGUCAGUUAUGCUACUGUAACACCCCUGCACCAAUCCAGAUGAGAAUAUGUCUGUGACUGAGGCAUACAUAUGUAUUCCUGUUUCUGAUUGGUUAACAGGUUGUAUUUUUAUUUGAGGCAGCACAGAGGCUGCGCACUGAUAGGAUACAUAUUAAUGUGUUUAUUAACCCCUACAAAUGAGUUUCACAUAGUAACAGAAGAUUAUAGUUUACAAAAUUAAAAUGAAAUGGGUCUAACAAACAGAUCAUUUCAUUGUUACACCCGAAUGUCCCUUUAAACUUGCAACUAAAUGAAAUAAAUAAUUAAGUAAAAUGGUGAACUCCGCUAUCACUUGGGUAACAACAUUUACACUGCGUUGGAUAUGUAUGUAUUUUUUCUUUCUUUUAUGUGUUUUGCUGUUUUUUUAAAUAAAAUACAUUUAUAUAUAUAUAAAUAAAUAUAUUAAAUAAA
Messenger RNA from Bombina bombina (fire-bellied toad), 3682 nucleotides. RefSeq names its product cadherin-1. The record is from RefSeq and is a predicted model, not a curated record. The coding region runs from base 160 to 2784 and encodes 874 amino acids. The transcript is spliced from 16 exons. Gene Ontology annotation, biological process: cell morphogenesis; homophilic cell-cell adhesion; multicellular organism development. Gene Ontology annotation, cellular component: catenin complex; adherens junction; plasma membrane. Gene Ontology annotation, molecular function: cadherin binding; calcium ion binding. NCBI's taxonomy places the organism in Eukaryota, Metazoa, Chordata, Amphibia, Anura, Bombinatoridae.